Neodiprion fabricii is the source of this 3192-nucleotide messenger RNA. It is a transcript of the gene Mob4, whose product is annotated as MOB kinase activator-like 4. The coding region runs from base 75 to 737 and encodes 220 amino acids. The transcript has 4 exons. NCBI's taxonomy places the organism in Eukaryota, Metazoa, Arthropoda, Insecta, Hymenoptera, Diprionidae. Gene Ontology annotation, cellular component: cytoplasm. The record is from RefSeq and is a predicted model, not a curated record.
AUAUUUUUAAGGCUUGAGCGCACUACCGCAUCACGCAUGCAUGUGUUUGUCGGUCGAGUGCAACAACUGGCAAAAUGAAGAUGGCGGACGGAUCUUUGUUAAGAAGAAAUAGGCCCGGAACAAAGGCAAAGGAUUUUUGCCGCUGGCCAGAUGAGCCGUUUGAGGAAAUGGACAGCACACUUGCAGUGCAACAGUACAUACAACAGAUAAUAAGACGAGAGCCUUCGAACAUUGAGCUCAUUCUUGGUAUGCCUGAUGGUCAGGACGAGGGAGUUUGGAAAUACGAACACCUGAGGCAGUUCUGCAUGGAAUUGAACGGAUUAGCAGUGAGACUCCAAGGGGAAUGUAACCCCGAGACUUGCACUCAGAUGACUGCCACUGAACAGUGGAUAUUUUUAUGCGCUGCUCACAAAACGCCAAAGGAAUGUCCAGCGAUCGAUUACACUCGGCAUACUUUGGAUGGUGCCGCUUGCCUACUCAACAGCAAUAAAUACUUCCCAAGCAGAGUCAGCAUCAAAGAGUCAUCUGUCGCAAAACUUGGCUCUGUAUGUCGUCGAGUUUACAGGAUCUUCUCACACGCCUAUUUUCACCAUCAGUCAAUAUUUGACGAGUUCGAAAAUGAGACAUUCCUUUGUCGCAGGUUUACAGCGUUUGUUAUAAAAUAUAAUCUGAUGUCUAAGGACAAUCUCAUAGUACCAAUAUUGGAGGACGGCGCACCAACGGAAAGCGAGGCAUAAGGAUUGUUGUUCUUAUCAUCUUGGCUGGGGCCCGAAUGGCAGAUUAAAUGAAAUCUGUUACUGAGCGAUCCACAUAUACAGAUAUAUUUAAUAUCACACGGCAUUAUCUCAGGUGGCAUGCGAUUGACACUGAGACCAAACUAAUGGACGCAUGUUCAGAUUCUGGUCAAAUUAUUGUUAAAAAUCCUUGACUGAACAUCAGAAAAGUAAGUGCCGUCGGUAAAGUUCUCCGUCAAUCACUGAAUCAAUUCUGUUUAUAUUUAUCCAAAUUUAUUUAUACGUGUUUUUCCAAUAUCAUGCCGAAUCAACUUUUCCGUCGCACUUCGAGAAAUUUGUCCUCCUUUUUCUCAUUGAUACACAACCUGAAGACUGUUUGUCUGAAUAGCUACGAUUAAUUUACUAUCCAUAUAAUGUGAAUCAGAGCCUGAAUUAUUAUGAUUUUCUAUUUAAUUGAAUUUAAAUCAAUCUUUUGUUACUGUUGGUAAUAAUUUAUCAGGUUCAACCAACGAUAAUUACAAGAUGGAUCAUGAAUCACAUACUUUACUUACGUAUCAUCUUGUUUUACCGACGUACCACUUCUCACUCCGUAUAGCGUCGCGGCUAACGUGUGUGCGUCUCGAAAGUCUAAUCCAUCCAUUCUAAAAUCUGUAAAUGCUCGGAAAUACACUUUGAAAUGAACAAAAUAACUUAAUGAAGGAAAACUCGUUAAUAGUUAUUGAUGAGAUACAAAGUUUCUUGUAAAAUCUCAUACAAUUUACUUUGCGAAUUCAUUGUGUUAGCUGAUCUACCUACUUUGACUUUUACCUCACAGUCACUUCUGAGAUUUGGGGUAAAAAAAACUCCAGUUGUCACACUUCAAAAUAAAAUUUGUGACUGCAAGUUGAAAUAUAUAAUUUAAAUUUGAACCGGUUAAUUUUUUCUUUCUUCAGUUUUAUUAUUAGUCGCGAUUGAAGUAAUGAUAUUUUUUCUCAAGACCCUGUUUCUAUCGAUUGAUAAAGUUAUAUUGGAUAAUAAAAAAAAAAAAAGAAAAAACCUUAUGUCUAAUUAUUGUAAUUACUGUAGCUUAGAAAAAGAAAAAUAAUAAUAAUAAUAAUAAUAAUAACAACAAUAGAGGAAUAGUGUGCGAGUCCUUGUAAUAAGACGUAAUAGUGGUUAUAUAAAAAAAUAAAUGUUGUAUAAUCGUUAUAUAUAUACACAUACGUAUAUAUAACACGCUAAUUAUCUCACUAUAGGUCUAAAAUUCGGGUCGAUAGAUUUUCCGCUAACCUUCUAACGAUCAUACACAUAUACAUAGCGUAUCAUGGAUUUAAACGUCAACUCCUCGUCAUUAUUAUCAUUAUCACUAAUUAUUACUAUUAUUAUACACGUGUAUCACCAUACUAUACAUAAGUAUGGAGAAGUAACAAAUUUGAAGAAAAAGAAAAUAAUUAACGCAAACGAUUAAAAACUUGAUUUAAAUAUAUAAAUACAAAACUAAAAAUAACACGAACACGAAUAAUAAAUAAUAGUCGAACACAAGUAAAGCCUGCAGUGUCGAUAAAUAAGUUCUAAUUUUUCAAAGUUGCCAUGUAAGAUCAACGUUUCUAUACAUGUAUAAUUCAAUCAAUUGCCUAGUGUAAACAAUGUUUCCUAUCGAUUUUUUUACAGCCUAAAUCGAGGCAAAAAUUUUGACUGGUAAGAAAAAAGCGAAACUAUAUACUUACGACCAAAAGCAAUAUAGCAGAUGAAUUAUAUGCACACACAUAUAUACAUAUUCAUAUAUAUCAUAUAUGUAUAUGAAAAGCACAGAGUCUUUUUUCUAAUAUCGAAUUGAAAUGAUACUUUAUAUGCAUGUGUAAACUGUGUAUGUAACAAUAGCUGAUGUAGUGAAUUUACUAAUAAUCCGCAGCCUGAUCCCAUAGAUUACUAUUAGGUAUACCUUUACAUCAUAGAAACAUAAAUGACGACGAUGUAUGGAUGUAUGUAUAUACACAUGUGUGCGCGUGUGUGUGCGUGUUGUGUUGUGUUGUGUAUACAUAAUAUAAUAAUAUACAUACAUCGUCAGGAUGAAGAUAUACAGAAUUUAUUUAUGAAUUUGUUUUUUAUAAAUCAUCAGUGUUUCAUUAUUAAUAUACAUAUAUGAAUUAUAAUGGGCGCGGAUUUACGAUCCUGUAAGAAUUCUGUUCUCCAUUGAAUCUUAUUCUCUUUGGUGCGUGCACACAUACAUAUAUGCAUACAUACAUACAUACAUACACACAGAGUUACACACGGAUAAUAACUGAUGUACCGUAAUGAAACGAAGUGACAGAAAAAAAAUUCAAAAAUACAAAAACCACAAAGGAAAGAAAAAAGAAAUACUGUAACAAUUAAAUACACUGUACAUAACAAUCUGUAAAUAUGAACUAAUGAUGACAAUGGUGUAUGAAAUUAAUUAUUAGAAUUAUACCUACUACUAUUGUAAUGAUAAUAAGAGAAA